This is a messenger RNA of Melitaea cinxia (Glanville fritillary), 820 nucleotides long. It is a transcript of the gene eEF1beta, whose product is annotated as elongation factor 1-beta'. NCBI's taxonomy places the organism in Eukaryota, Metazoa, Arthropoda, Insecta, Lepidoptera, Nymphalidae. The transcript is spliced from 3 exons. Gene Ontology annotation, biological process: translational elongation. Gene Ontology annotation, molecular function: translation elongation factor activity; guanyl-nucleotide exchange factor activity. Gene Ontology annotation, cellular component: cytosol; eukaryotic translation elongation factor 1 complex. The record is from RefSeq and is a predicted model, not a curated record. The coding region runs from base 97 to 768 and encodes 223 amino acids.
UUUUAAUCUGUGAGCAACUGUCUUUCUCUUUCUUUCACUCAAUUUAAUCCGGCUGUGCGGUGUGGUACUUGUAAGAAAGACUAAUAUUAUUAUAAAAUGGCUAUCGGAGACGUUAAAACUCCACAAGGUCUCAGUGAACUAAACAAAUAUUUGGCUGAGAAGAGUUAUAUCUCAGGAUACACACCUUCUCAAGCUGAUGUACAAGUUUUCGAGCAAGUAGGAAAGGCGCCGGCCGCUAGCUUGCCCCACGCUCUUCGCUGGUACAACCACAUCGCUUCGUACACCCCGGCCGAGCGUAAGGCAUGGGUUGCUGGAGUGAGCCCUUUGACCGCAGGCGCUAAACCAACAGCCCCUGCGCCCGCCAAAAAAGAAGAAGAGGAUGAUGAUGACGAUGUCGAUCUUUUCGGCUCAGAUGAGGAAGAGGAUGCUGAGGCAGCCAAAAUCCGUGAAGAACGUUUGAAGGCCUACGCUGAUAAGAAAUCAAAGAAACCAGCCCUCAUUGCUAAAUCCUCUAUUAUCCUUGAUGUCAAACCAUGGGAUGAUGAAACCGACAUGGCUGAAAUGGAGAAACAAGUUAGAACUAUUGAAAUGGAUGGUCUACUGUGGGGUGCUUCCAAACUUGUUCCGGUUGGUUAUGGAAUCAAUAAGCUUCAAAUUAUGUGUGUCAUUGAAGAUGACAAAGUAUCUGUAGACCUUUUGACAGAAAAGAUUCAAGAAUUCGAAGAUUAUGUCCAAUCUGUGGACAUUGCAGCCUUUAAUAAAAUCUAAUCUGAUGCCAUUUAAUCCUAAGUUAUUUCUUCAUUAAAAUAUUCAUAUAAAA